Molecule: messenger RNA, 795 nt
Organism: Miscanthus lutarioriparius
Lineage: Eukaryota; Viridiplantae; Streptophyta; Magnoliopsida; Poales; Poaceae
Source: the annotation of a GenBank genome assembly
AUGGAUGGUAACGUGGUUCCUUGUACGUGGAGGCCGCACAGCCGCGCAUACCAACAACCACAAGAUCACUGCGCGUCUAAAUUUGCGCUUUCUCUGGUGCCAACUACCCAGCUAUUGAUAUAUAGCUCGGUGGUAAAGCUUGGGACGUGGGGCGGCGACGGUGGCAGCGCCUGCGACCUCACGGUCGCGCCGCAGCGGCUGGAGAGCAUCACCAUCCGCUGGGGCAAGGUCAUCGACUGGAUCGCCUUCUCCUACCGUGACCGGAGCGGGAAGCUUCACACCGCCGGGCCCUGGGGCGGCAACGGCAAAGGAGAGGGCACGGAGACGAUCACGCUGGAGCCCUCGGAGUAUGUAACGGGAGUUGCCUGGUCAGUGGGCCCAUUCACGUUCAAGAACGUGGAGUGUUGCAUCACCUCCAUCAAGGUCGUGACCAACCUCCGCAGCUACGGGCCUUUCGGCCACGGAGUAGACAGCACGCACCACAAUCUGCCCGUGCUCAACGGCAGCGUCGUCGGCGUGUUCGCCCGCGCAGGAGAUUUUCUUGACGCCAUCGGUUUCUACAUCCUCCCAGCUGCCCUCCCUGCUACGAAACCUACGGAAGCUGACCAAGAAGAAAAAGAGAAGGAGAAAUCUGGCCAAGAAGAAAAAGAGAAGGAGAAGGAGAAAUCUGGCCAAGAAGAAAAAGAGGAGAAGGAGAAAUCUGGCCAAGAAGAAAAAGAGAAGGAGAAUUCUGGCCAAGAAGAAAAAAAGAAGGAGAAAUCUGUCCAAGAAGAAAAAGAGAAUGGAAAAUCAUAA